CAGUGCCGUUAGGCAUCUUACUAAAACAUCUUUUUGCAUUAUGUCAUUUUCCUUCUCAAACACCUGCGGUGGCCAUCCAUUGACUACUCACUGGAUUCUAAGUUCUUGACAAGGCGUGCAGUAUCUCACCUAGUAUCUCACCUAGUUUGGGACUCAUCCAGCUGUAUUCUCCAGAACUGUACUAGAAAACGUUUUCUCCCGCUGCUUUGUAUCCGGGCUGUUCAGUUUUCUCUACCACACUGCUUAUCUUCUUUGUGCAUCACUUGUGAUAUGUCUCUGCCUCAUGCCUGUCUCUUGAACUGUUUUGAGGACUUGGUCAGUUCUUACUGGUUAUCAUAGGCAGAAGUGAUCCCUUCUUCCUCUUCUCUCUUACAGCUCUUAUUUUGUACUGAUUGUUUAAUUUUUUCAACAGGCAGUGUUGACUGUGUGCCUACUAUGCUUGAUACAAGAUCCUUGCUCUCAUGGAGCAAACAUUCUAGUUGGAGUAGUUAUACAAUAAACAAUGAAGGGAAUUAAUAGAUAGAAAAUUGCAGAAAAUUAAAUAGGGUUUUGUUAAAAAUAAUAGCUUGCUGGUUUUUUUGGAUUAUUGGUCCGGAGAGACCUCUUUGAGGGUGUUAUGGGGAGGGACCGAUUUAAUCAGUAGGAACAGUUGGCACAGUGGAACUGAAGAAGGCCAGUGUAGCUGGAGUAUAGCAGGGAAUGGGGAAAGGUACAAGAUACAUUUGGACACUAGACAGAGUCCAGAAUCUUAAAAGUCUCUGGAAACCAGGGCAUUGUUACUUAAGAAUGGAAGAGGAUACAGAUUUUAGAAUCAGGUUUAGUUCUUUGUGUUUCGUUACUGAUCACGUUGGAUUUCAUGGCACUAUAAAAAGCUCGCCAAGUGACUUUGUUGUUAUUGAGAUUGAUGAACAGGGACAGUUAGUUAAUAAAGCCAGUGAUGAACCUAUUUGCAAGGUUAAUAAACUACUACCUGAGCCAGAUACUUUGGCUAAAAAACCAAAACUAGAGCUUCAAAAUCUGUCCUUUGAAGAGAAAAGCAGCCAAGAAGUCAGUACUUUGGCUGGGUGCUCCGAUGAUGACCAAAAUUAUGAGCCUGGUUCAGAAAAGGAAGAUACUAUCAAAGAUGGGACUUCCACAUGUGAAGAAGAAGACAUUGAUGUAUUAGGCUCCUUGUUAGGUGAAAAAACUGAUGAAUUACUGAAUCAAUUUGCCUGUGAUGUAAAAGAGAAGUGGAAUUCUAAAACUGAGUUAAUUGGAUCAUCUCCUGAAUUCUCAUUGGGCAGAAUCCUUGACAAAAACCAGAGGGCUGUUUUGCAUAGUGCUGUUAGGCAGAAAUUUCCUUUUUUAAUAACUGUAGGAAAAAACAGUGAAAUUGUUGUAAAACCAAAUCUUGAGUAUAAAGAACUCUGUCACCUAGUAUCUGAAGAAGAAGCAUUUGACUUUUUUAAAUAUUUGGAUGCGAAGAAAGAAAAUUCCAAAUUUACCUUUAAACCUGAUAGAAACAAAGACCAUAGAAAAGCUGUCCACCAUUUUGUCAACAAAAAGUUUGGAAAUCUUGUGGAAACUAAAUCUUUUCCUGGACCAAAUUACAGUGCUGAUAAUCCAAACGUAGUGAUAACCGUAAGAUUUCGUGAAAAAACACACAAACACAGGAAAAGGUCUCUUGACUGCCAGGAAAGGAAAGAUAUCUACACAGCCUUUACCCUACGAAAAGAAAAUCUGGAAAUGUUUGAAGCAGUUGGUUUUUUGGCUAUCAAACUCGGUGUGAUUCCUUCGGAUUUUAGUUACGCGGGACUUAAAGACAAGAAAGCCAUCACUUAUCAAGCAAUGGUUGUUAGAAAAGUGACACCAGAGAGGUUGAAAAAUAUUGAAAAAGAAAUUGAAAAGAAAAGAAUGAGUGUAUUUAAUAUUCGGUCUGUAGAUGAUUCCCUUAGACUUGGCCAGCUCAAAGGAAAUCACUUUGAUAUUGUCAUCAGAAAUUUAAGAAAUCAAAUAAAUGAUUCUGCAAACCUGAGAGAGAGAAUUUUGGAGGCAAUAGAAAAUGUUAAGAGUAAAGGGUUUGUGAAUUACUAUGGACCGCAGAGAUUUGGGAUGGGAAGGAAAGUUCACACAGACCAAAUUGGAUUGGCUUUGCUGAAGAGAGAAAUGGUGAAGGCUGUAAGAUUAUUUCUUACACCAGAAGAUUUGGAUGAUCCUGUAAAUAGAGCAAAGAAAUAUUUUCUUCAAACUGAGGAUGCCAAAGGCACACUUUCACUGAUGCCCGAUUUCAAAGUUCGGGAGAGAGCACUGCUGGAAUCCUUGCACCGCUUUGGCAUGACGGAGGAGGGCUGCGUCCGGGCAUGGUUCUCUUUCCCCCAUUCUAUGCGCAUAUUCUACGUUCAUGCAUACAGCAGCAACAUUUGGAAUGAGUCAGUGUCUUACAGACUUGCAACCUAUGGGUCACGAGUAGUGGAGGGUGACUUGGUCUGUUUGGAUGAAGAUGUUGACGAUGAGCGUUUACCGAACAGUAGAGUUCAUCUAGUAACUGAAGAAGAGGAAUCAGCUAAUACGUAUACAAUACAUCAGGUGGUUCUUCCAGUGCUUGGAUACAAUAUUCAGUACCCAAAGAACAAAGUAGGGCAGUGGUACCAGGAGGUACUGAGCAGAGAUGGACUACAGACAUGUAGAUUUAAAAUACCUUCUCUGAAACUGAAUGUUCCAGGAUGCUAUAGAAAGCUUCUGAAACAUCCCUGCAACCUCUCAUACCAACUAAGAGAAGAACGUAACGCUGAUGUCAAAAUAGAAGGUUCCCACAUCGAUGAAGCGACUUUAUCUCUUUUGAUCUCUUUUGAUCUUGAUGCUUCGUGUUAUGCUACAGUCUGUCUGAGAGAAAUAAUGAAGCAUGAUGUUUAAAACUGAUAGCCUUGGUAUGAUCGUGUAUGUGCCACUUUUUGAAGGAAAAGGAACUAAAAUUUCUUGAGCAUCUACCAUGUGCUAGGAACUUUAUAAUUGUUAUCUCCUUUAAUUACACAACAUCCUGAUGAAGUAGGAAUUUGAUGCUAACAUUCCAGAGGACAUGUAGCUGGUAAGUGGAAGGAUCUGAAUUUAAGACUCCAAAGCCUGUGUUCCUUUUAUUAUCUGAUGUCUUAGUGAUCUUUGUUCUGUGCUAUAAAAGUUAUAGUAUUUCUGGACUAUUAGGAGCAUAUAAUGCUGCAAGAGAACAUUAAAGAAGAUAACAUUAAAGAAAAACAUUUUUGGAAUAAUAUUUAUAUCGUCUACCUCCUUGCUUAGAAUGUAAUGAAACUAGGUUUUAAUGAAAGCAUAUGGCUGGAGAGAAAGCUAGAUGAAGCAUUUCGUUAAGUAUUGUCAUUCUUUUUGAUUUUUGAGAUUAUUGAUCAGAGCAAUACAUCAGAGAAAUAUAAUCUCUCUCUUUAUGACAGGAAUGCCCAGGGUCGUUGACCCUUUUAUGAGAUAAAUAAUCUUGAAUGAAGAUUAAAGUCAAAUUUUUAAAAUAAGUUUUUUUCUCUUGACGUACAUUGACCCUCUACUUUUUUGUUAUUUUUGUUCUGUUUUCCAAAGUAGAUCUUUAGAGUCAGACAGAUCUGGGCUCAGACUCCAGCUCUGACACUUAACUAGUGACUUUGGGUGUUACUGAUUCUUUUUGAGGCUCAUUUAAGGAAUCAAGACAGCACUGACAUCAUAAGCAAAAAAUAAUAGAAUUAUCUCCAUCUUUUUAUUUUGCUAGAGGAAGAAAACAUUUUACCCAUUUCAAAAUUUAAGUAUUUGUUGGUUUAACUAUCCCACAUCAUAAAUCAUCCUUAACUGCUUUGUAUCAGUUAAGUUUGGGGGGAAGUGGGAUAUACUGAUUGGGAAGAUCUGAGCAUUCUUUUAUUGCUGGUACCAUUAUAUAAUGAUGAAAUUUAAAAAACAGUAGAGAGCAUUAUAUAUCUGUAAUGUGGCACUUUUAUAUACUUGUCGGUCAAACCAUUUGGGGUAUAUUAGCUUAAGGAAGUUAAAUUCAAAAGAAGGAAAAAAGCCAAAUGCAAUGCAAAAUUUGCUUAUUGCAACAUUUUUCUACAUAAUGAAAGAAAUUAGAAACAGUCUGAAAGUCCAGCAUUAGGAACUAAAGUAAGUAAAACGAGAUGUAACAACUUGAUGUCAGGACAUGUAGUUAUUAAAAAUGAUGAUGAAAGGUUUUAGGUAUGUGAGAAAAUGUUCCCCUCAAAAGCAGAAUGUAUUAUAUUAUAAAUUCAGUAUAUGCACUGAAUGCAGCUUUUACAGAGAAGCACUUUAAUUUAACAUAGUGAUGAGAAGCAUAGAUACUAGGGACAAACUCCCCUAGUUUGAACCUUGGCUCUGCCACUUACUGCUACAUGGCCCUCGGCAAGUUGUUUAAGUUUUGUGUGCUUUGGUUUCAACAUCUGUAAAACAGGGAUGAUAAUAAACCUAUCUCU
This is a messenger RNA of Camelus dromedarius (Arabian camel), 4433 nucleotides long. RefSeq names its product pseudouridine synthase 7 like (gene PUS7L). The coding region runs from base 700 to 2892 and encodes 730 amino acids. Gene Ontology annotation, cellular component: nucleus. Gene Ontology annotation, biological process: pseudouridine synthesis. The transcript has 9 exons. Lineage: Eukaryota; Metazoa; Chordata; Mammalia; Artiodactyla; Camelidae. Gene Ontology annotation, molecular function: pseudouridine synthase activity; RNA binding. The record is from RefSeq and is a predicted model, not a curated record.